Paramisgurnus dabryanus is the source of this 2828-nucleotide messenger RNA. It is a transcript of the gene nfatc2b, whose product is annotated as nuclear factor of activated T cells 2b. Gene Ontology annotation, cellular component: transcription regulator complex. The record is from RefSeq and is a predicted model, not a curated record. Gene Ontology annotation, biological process: calcineurin-NFAT signaling cascade; cytokine production; regulation of transcription by RNA polymerase II. NCBI's taxonomy places the organism in Eukaryota, Metazoa, Chordata, Actinopteri, Cypriniformes, Cobitidae. Gene Ontology annotation, molecular function: DNA-binding transcription factor activity, RNA polymerase II-specific; RNA polymerase II cis-regulatory region sequence-specific DNA binding; transcription factor binding.
UGCGCAUCUACAGCGCACGCACUCAAACCGUGAGCCGAACGCGCGCGCGACGGACGCACUCUUCUUACCAUCGUCCCACAAAUUAAACAAACUCGUUUUCUUUUAGGAACGUUGGCCUGAAAGUAUUGCCCAAUGGAUAAUACAUACGAAAACAUUGACGGCCAAGAAGAACUGGACUUUCCUUUCCUUUUCCUGUACAACCAACCUGGCAAUGAUGUUCCUCCAGACGACCAAGCUGAUGAGUUUGUUGCCUCCACCAAUCGAACCUCCCCCUGCACUCAUGAAGAUCUGUCUGCGUACGGCGAUGACCCCGUGUCACAUCUCUCUCAACAUCUCCCUUCCAAUGACCUUCUCACCUACCAGCAAUCUGAUCUCCGCCAGUCUCUCGAGCACGCCGCCCAUCCCGGAGCCCUUCAGGGUAACAGCCCUAGAAUUGAGAUCACCUGCUCUGACCUGCACCACCAUCGCGACCACGUCCACACCAACCCCGUGGACAUCAAUCGACCCAUGCUCACCGUACCCGGGUACGACAUGCCAUACAGGGAGACCCAGUGCCUCAGCCCGGCCAGCAGCACCUCGUCUACCAGCUGGCAUUCUGACGGCUGUUCCCCGGGAACAUAUUCCCCCUGCGUCUCACCGGGCACAGGAGGAGGUAUGGCUGCCGUGACGGAAGCUCUCCAGGCCAUCCAAGCUUCCGGUUCUCCCAACACGUCGCCUCGCACCAGCAUCACAGAAGAGACCUUUCUAGACCGCCGCUCAUCUUCUCCACGUUCUCGUUCGGCCUCUCCGCAGGGCAAACGCACCUACUAUCAGUACCAGACCCAGAGGUCUCCGAGUCCCUGCGGCGGCCGAGACGAACCCCCUGAGUUCUGUGGUCAUAUCCCAAACCUGGAUGAUUCUUUGAACGACCUUAGCAGCAGCCUGACCAAACCGAUCCCUACGAAGAUGGUCCGAUCCAGUCAAGAGUAUUCUGUCUACACGGAAAACCAAGCAGGCCUUUUCUCAUCCAUGCCUGACGUGAAGAAGGCCUUCACAGUGGAAUCUUGCUAUUUCAUGCCAGCCAACUGGUCCAGUCAGACACUCGCAGGGGUUUGCAGUAUGCCCGUGUCUGCCCUGCCUGCGCUGGAUUGGCCUCUACCCAGCAGGAUCGAUCAAUAUGAGCUCAGAAUCGAGGUUCAGCCCAGACAGCACCACCGGGCUCACUAUGAGACGGAGGGGAGUCGGGGUGCGGUCAAAGCAUCUUCCAGCAGCCAUCCGGUCGUUCAGUUACUAGGUUAUAGCGGUAGAGAGCCGCUGGUUCUUCAGGUCUUCAUCGGUACCUCUGACGAAAGAAAUCUCCGACCCCACGCCUUCUACCAGGUCCACCGCAUCACCGGCAAAACCGUGACCACCAGCAGUCAAGAACGCAUGCAGAACGGGACCAAGGUUCUAGAGAUGCCCCUGGAUCCCAAAGAGAACAUGCGUGCCAUAAUUGACUGUGCUGGUAUCCUAAAGCUGAGGAACGCCGACAUCGAGUUAAGGAAAGGAGAAACGGAUAUUGGACGUAAAAACACUCGCGUGAGGCUGGUCUUCCGUGUCCAUGUUCCCCAGCCUUCAGGACAGUGGCUCUCUCUCCAAGUGGCCUCACAUACCAUCGAAUGCUCUCAAAGGUCGGCCCAUGAGCAGCCCGGAGUAGAGCGUCAGGAUUUGGACCACUGCUCGGUUCUGGGUGGACUUCAGAUGAUUCUCAGUGGUCAGAACUUCACUUCUGAAUCCAGAGUCAUCUUCUUUGAGAAAACACGUGGUGCUGACUUGCAGAUUUGGGAGACUGAAGCCAAAGUUUAUAGAGACAAAAGCACAACUAACUUGCUUUUCUUGGAAGUCCCUCCAUAUCGGGAUCCCAACAUCUACCACCCAGCUAAAGUCAGCUUUCAUGUGCUGAACGGCAAGAAGAAAUGCAGUCAACCUCAACACUUCACAUACACACCACUGUCAGUGCCACAGAUUAAGGCAGAGCCUGUGGAGGAGUACCAGUAUGCCCAGUUCGCCUGUACUAUGCGUCCUGUUAUGGGUGUUUCUCCACCCUCUUGUCGUUUGGCCGAUGGCUGUAUGUUGUCAAGCGGGCCGUCCUAUCAGCGGCCUCACUCGGGUGUGUACCCUUCCACCCAUUAUCAACACCCACCUGCACAAUACCAGCUGGAGCGUCCGGUGCCAGUGAGUCACAGCAGCUCCCCAGGUCACGCUUCCUGUAUGUCGACCACACGUGGCUCAACCUCGCUGUCUCAGUAUGGCCCUAACAUCUACCAGAACACCGCAGUGAGUGACGCCAUCCAAGCGGCCGCCUCGAUGUUUCCGACCCUUGAUGUGUCAGAGCUCUGCUCGACUGUAGGCCAUCAGAAGGCGUACGUCUCACGGGCGUCCCCGACCACAGGGAGAUCUCCACCGGUUCACAGUCAUCAACAGACCUAUCUGCCCAUUCAACAUCAGAGAACCUGCAGUCCUGUGAGGCUCACCGUAAAGCAGGAAAACCUGGAUCAGGCCUACCUUGAUGAUGUGAAUGCUGUUAUAAGAAAGGACCUUGUUCAUAAAAAUGAUUUCUGAUGCCAUGGACGGGAACGUGAUCUUAUCUGUGCUGUCUGCCUUGGCUUUCAUAUCUGUUUCAAAUGCUGUUUAUCAUAUCUGUAAAGUUACUAUGUGUAAAAAUGAAGGAAUUUUCAUUAUGCAAUUAACUUUAGAGGUAACUUUAUUUGUUUUUAUUAUUAACAUAUUGCUUUUCUAUCAAUCAAAUAGAUCUAUUUAUCAAUGUGCAUUUAAAUUGUAAAAUGUGCAAUAAAAGCAUUUUAAUGUAA